Lineus longissimus is the source of this 2913-nucleotide messenger RNA. Its product is annotated as putative ammonium transporter 3. Gene Ontology annotation, molecular function: ammonium channel activity. NCBI's taxonomy places the organism in Eukaryota, Metazoa, Nemertea, Pilidiophora, Heteronemertea, Lineidae. Gene Ontology annotation, cellular component: plasma membrane. Gene Ontology annotation, biological process: ammonium transmembrane transport; ammonium homeostasis. The transcript has 8 exons. The record is from RefSeq and is a predicted model, not a curated record. Bases 1 to 1686 code for a protein of 561 amino acids.
AUGGCUGAGAAUAUAACAGGGUUGUUCAUGUCAGACCUCACGGGAGCCGACAGUGACUACGGGACCUUCACACAUUCCAACCGAGAUGAUGCAUCUACGGUCGCAGCUUCUAGCAGUGGGGCAAUCCCCACCAGGAGUCCAGUUCAUACCACUCCAAAGAUAGACACGGGACCAAUAACGUGGGACGAUGCAACCUGGAUCCUCACAAGCUCCUUCAUCAUUUUCACCAUGCAAUCAGGAUUCGGCCUCCUCGAAGCUGGAGUCGUUUCCGGAAAGAACGAAGUCAACAUCAUGGUGAAGAACGCAGUGGACGUCAUCUUCGGCGGCAUAACCUUUUGGAUGUUCGGUUUCGGACUAAGUUUCGGGGAGGACCCUUACUGGAACAAUCCGUUUUGCGGAGUUGGCCAUUUCUUCGUUGACGUUCAAGACGGCGGUGACAAAAUGGGUCUGCUUUAUGCAAAUUAUAUUUUUCAACUCUCAUUCGCCACGACUGCAACUACAAUUGUUUCAGGCGCAAUGGCGGAAAGAACGAAAUUGACCUCGUACAUUAUAUUUUCCUUCUUCAAUACUGUUGUGUACUGUAUUCCUGCACACUGGAUAUGGGGGGCGAAGGGUUGGUUGAAUAGCCCCAAUGACCCUCCUUACCUAAAAUGCAUUGAUAUUGCGGGUUCCGGAGCGGUACACUUGCUUGGAGGGGUGUCCGCUCUCGUGGCUGCUCUUUUGUUGAAGCCACGGAUGGGCAGAUAUGACAAUGGAAAACUGGCACCUCCGCUCGGUAAUGCCACGAACUGUCUUGUUGGCAUGUUUAUGCUAUGGUGGGGAUGGCUUGGUUUUAACUGCGGCAGCACAUUUGGUAUCUCCGGUGGGAAGUGGAAGCUUGCAGCCAAGUCAGCUGUUACUACGAUCAAUGCAUCGAUGGCUGGUGGGGCUGUUGGAAUCAUUUACAGCUUUAUUGUAAACAAAAGAAAAUAUCACAUACCUGACCUCGUGAAUUCUGUCCUUGGUGGACUUGUGGCAGUCACAGCGUCGUGUGCUGUGGUUCGGCCCUAUGAAGCAAUUCCGAUUGGCGGUAUCGGAGGCCUUGUGGGAUGCCUCGGCACUCGAUUCUUGGACUUCCUCCAUAUCGAUGACCCUGUAGGUGCAAGUGCACUGCAUGGGUUCGGUGGCCUAUGGGGAAUGCUCGCAGUUGGUAUCUUCGGUGAUAUAGACCCGUUGGAGGACACAACCCAUGGCCAGAAGGGGCUCUUACAUGGCGGGGGAUUCAGGCUGCUCGGGGUGCAAGCACUGGCUUGUGUAGCCAUCAUAGCAUGGAGUGCGGGGUUAUCGUUCAUACUCCUCUUUACAAUCGACAAGACAUUUGGGCUCCGCCUGAGCCCCGAAGACGAGAAACUCGGCACAGACUUCACUGAGCAUGGUAUAGGCGCGGAGACUGACCUAUUUCUCAUUGAGAACAGGCGAACCAUUCAAGAGACAGGAUGCCAAACGUCCAUUUCGAUCCGCCGAAAAAGUCGCGGCGGAUUUGGAUUCCAACGAACCACGCAGUACGGAAAGGAUUCUUUCAUCCAACAGAAUGGGAAACUGACUCCUAUAAUCGCCACAAAUGAUGUUAUGAAUCCCGCGUUUGACGGGGAUGAUGCGUCGCCCAAACAUGACCAAUCGCCCAAACUUGACCGGAUGCAGCAAUAAUCAUCUAUGCAUCGUACUUUCUACAGCUUACAAGAUGUAAUGAACACUAUUUCGAGCAUUACGUAAUUAUUUGAACUCACGGUUGGUACAUGUACAUGUAGGUGUCCCUUUUGCCUUAAGAAAUGGCUGCAUUCUGUGUACCGGAAUAUCCCCAGAUGGAGAACGUGUGGAAGUGUGGAGUUGUAAUCGUACUUCAUUCUCCCGGCCUUUUAUGUUACUAACUAUACGUUGAUGUGGACCAAAGGCUGGAUAUUAGCUUGUGUACAUGUGCAUAUACUUUCAUGUCGUUUGUGUUUGUUUGAUAGUUCCAGUAGUAUAGGCGAUGAAAAUGCACGCAUUUUCUGAAUGUAGCCUUUUCCAGUAUCUGAUAAUUGAUCUGGUCAUGUUUUUAAUGGAUUCUUUUAUUUUUAACAGUUUCAGACCUUUGCUAAUUCACACUGCUCAUCAAUCUAAUAAUUAAUGUUCGAUCUGCACACUUAUUUUUUGCCAUGUCUAUUGGCGCCAGCCGAUUGCGGAGCUGAUAAUAUCAAAAACCUAUUUGGGUCAUAUUACCACCAGAAAAUUUGAAGAGCGUUGCAUAUAAUAGUGUUUCAGCCAAAGGAUCCUGUCCAUUUCUACUUGCGACACUUAGCCACGUUGUUAAUGGAUAUUGGCAUACAUACUUGAUAUCUUUAUGUGGUCUAAAAACCCAUUGCCGCCACUAUUUCAGCUGAUAGUCUGAAAAUGAAUUGUUCUACAGAGCAAUAUUGUACCUGGGACUAUUGGAUUACAUGGCUGAGUUAACUGCUGGACAUGCGCCCGAAUAUGAACGUGCGUUUAGGAAUUUGAAGAGAAAGCUUCAGUGUCCAACAAGGUUAGAAGAAGCCGCCAUAAAAUGAACACAAGAGAACAGAAUAUUUCAAUUAAAGAUUAUUUUAAUAACUCAAACUCGUAUUCCAACGUUGUUAUGAAACGAAGAACAUCUUUCUUUCUCUGAAAAAAAUUUCAUUCAAACGCACUCUGAAGUUUGCCUCGGGAACCCAUUCGCUUUUAACACAUAACCGAAUGUGUACAUUUAGUUGCUUUUGAAUAAGGCGCGAUUCGUAACGUGUCUUCAAGCUCAAUUCAACAGCCAUCUCACUUCGCAGAUUGUGUUUGUCCUGCUUCAAUUCUUCACUAUGAUUCCGAUUCGUCGAAACAUGUCAACAGCAAUUUCCAGGUUGUAACUCAACAAAUAUUUGGAGUCAU